Messenger RNA from Trematosphaeria pertusa, 1872 nucleotides. RefSeq lists its product as uncharacterized. The record is from RefSeq and is a predicted model, not a curated record. The coding region runs from base 1 to 1872 and encodes 623 amino acids. The transcript is spliced from 5 exons. NCBI's taxonomy places the organism in Eukaryota, Fungi, Ascomycota, Dothideomycetes, Pleosporales, Trematosphaeriaceae.
AUGGCAACCCCCGCACCUCCUCGGCGGUUCAAAAUAGAGCCCAUUGAAUCGACCAUGAAGUCUUCCAAAGACCGUCAGCGGGAAGAGAACGAACCCUCCAAGCGUCUACGAAAGUUUGCUCCUGAACCAGUAGAGACUACGGCGAAGACCAGCCGCCGAUUUGCGCCUGAACCCCUAGAGAACACCACGAGAACCCAUCGUCGGUUCGCCCCGGAGCCUACUGAGACGUCAGAGCGGAGUAGUCGGAAGAAGUUCGCGGAAGAAUGGGAAAGCCAAACAACAAGGAAGUUCAAGCCCGAGCCAUUGGAGACUCCUGCCAGUAGCAACCGUAAGAAGCAGGGCAUCAACCAGCAAGCGAAGAUUGAUGCGACAUCGUCGAGCUCUCAGAGAACCGGAAAGCGACCGCCGAGGAAAUUCGCACCUCAAUUGAUAGAGACUGCGAGACGCUCUCGUAGAGCGGGGGACGCGGCUCCUGUGAUCAGGCCGUCGGACAGGACUGAGGCCACACCCGUGGAUAACUCUCAAACUCCGCCGGAUAACACACCCACUAUUAAUUACUCACAGAAUCCAUUACGGCGACCGAUGUCGAGAAUCUCUCAUCAUUCGUUCCGAGUUCCCGAUCUUGAUCCAAUUGAAUCGUCCGAAUCGGAGGGCUCCAUCGUAUCCGAUCGUUCGCAAUAUUAUAAGGAAGCUACGCGGAUGCGCGAGAGUGUGGAUGACAGAUUUUCUGGCUAUCUCCUUGAACUCGCUGCCAAAGCUGCAGAAAGGCAACUACGCGAACAAGCAAUGGCGGCAUUUCCAAAUGAUGACCACCAUGAACCAGUCGACCAUUUCAUUGACCGAGACGAUGAUACCGAAUCCUACAUUGACGAGGGGGUGCGUAGGCGCGACUCGUCUUUCAAUGAAGUCAACUGGGAAUUAGUGGCCAUGCGCCAGCACCGACAGAAGCUCGAACAGCAACAAGAGACGGAAAGGGAGAUGAAGAGGAGACGGGAAGCAGAAAUGAAUAGGUACGAUGGUCCCUGGGGAAGCCCAGCCGUGUUCAUGGGAGCUACGGCAGCUAGGAACAUAGUGGGAGGCUACCAGAAGGAUGGCGAACUGGAUCGGAUGCGGAAAGGAGCUCGGCCUCCAAUGCUGGGAGCUGAUAUCAAGUUUCCGAGAUGUCGCUCCCCCGAGCCUGCUCGUUUUGACCCGACCCAAGGAUGUGAUGCCAGCCAGGCAGCCGAAAAAGGAGAGGGUCUUUGGUGCGGCAACGGAAACGACAGACAGCCAAGUAAAGUGCCCUCGCUGUGGUCCAACGGAAGCAGCCGGCCUCCAAGCCGCGGGGGCCUCUGGCACGGAUGCUGCGUCAACUCUGGCCACACAUCCCCAAAAGGCCCCACCGGCAUUCUUACGCCCAGGGUUGAGAAGGACAACCCGCUUGAAACCCCUUGCCCAACUCCGGCUACCAGUCUUUUACCUCCUACACCGCCGGCAUCCAAUGCCGACUUUGCCUGCAUUGACGAGAAGCUCGCUUUCGAGCAGUCAAUAGACGAAGAAUUUGGGGAUGAUUUCGUUACCCAAGUGUAUAACUACUUGUCUUUAGGCUAUCCAUCUAUGGCUCGUCCAUUCGAUGAAGAGCUGUCCAAGAUUUCCGGGAUAUCCAUUGCUGAUCUCCGGCAGGACGAUCACCUGGCCAAAUCGAGGGGAUACAUCCGUCUAGGCGCAGACGGAAAUCUCGCAAGCGCUGCGAUUACCGAGGAGUCCUGCAUGCGAUGGCGAGCGCUCCGGAUCUAUAUUCGCGAGUGGGCUAAGCAACAUCCAGGGAUGGCAGGAGAGAGUGUUGCAGGUGGUAUGGGAACUGCCGUAAGAAGAGGCAGUUGGGCCAUCUGA